UAUUCCAUUAUAUAUGCUUCUGCUUCAAAACCAAACCAAACCAAACCAAUCCCCUUAUCUUCUUCUUCCUCCUCUCCCUCAAAAUGGAAACCUUGAGCUUCAUAAUCGGGAUCAUAGGAAAUAUCCUCUCAGUCCUGGUUUUUCUUGCUCCAAUAGAUACAUUUUGGAAAAUAGUGAAGAACAAAUCAACAGAAGAAUUUAAGAUCUUUCCUUAUGUAACAGCUUUAUUGAGUUCUUGUCAAUGGGUUUAUUAUGGAGUCAUUAGUCCCGACGGUCUACUCGUCGCCACCGUUAAUGGCUUUGGAAUCUUCGUUGAAUCCAUCUUUAUUCUCCUCUUCCUCAUUUACGCUCCCUCGAGGAUGCGGAUGAAAAGGGCAUAUUUGGUGGCAUUUCUUAACGUUGGAGUCUUUGCGACUAUAUUGUUGGUGACUCAAUUGGCCUUAGAAGAAUACGAUCGACUAAUCGUUAUAGGCUGCCUAUGUGUCGGUCUUAAUAUUAUCAUGUACGCAUCUCCUCUUUCCGCCAUAAAGACAGUAAUAACAACGAAGAGCGUUAAAUACAUGCCAUUCUACCUUUCCUUCUUCAUUUUCUUGAAUAGUGGCACUUGGGCUUUAUAUGGCUUUCUCCAAAAUGAUUUUUUCAUAUGGAUACCAAAUGGGUCUGGAUUUAUACUUGGAGCAAUACAGCUAGUGUUAUAUGCUAUUUACAGAAAUGCCACCAAGGAAAGACCUUUAGCUGAAGGAUUACUAGAGAAUGGGGUGGUAGACAAUAAUUUGAUCAUCUAGUCCCUUCUACAGACCAUUUGCAAAAUAAAGAAAUUCCAGAUUUUGAUUUCUUUUUAUUUAUUUAGUAGUCAAAUUCAGAUUUUUUUGAAUGGAUGAGAGUGAA
Messenger RNA from Impatiens glandulifera, 888 nucleotides. Its product is annotated as bidirectional sugar transporter SWEET17. The transcript has 6 exons. The record is from RefSeq and is a predicted model, not a curated record. Gene Ontology annotation, biological process: carbohydrate transport. Gene Ontology annotation, cellular component: membrane. Gene Ontology annotation, molecular function: sugar transmembrane transporter activity. Lineage: Eukaryota; Viridiplantae; Streptophyta; Magnoliopsida; Ericales; Balsaminaceae. The coding region runs from base 84 to 785 and encodes 233 amino acids.